AUGUCAAUUUUCAAGAGAAAAACAAUCUGUAACGUUUGUGGCCCUCAACCCUCCUCUGAUUCACUAAAGAGUUCUGUGAAGAUUGCAGGACUGGAAUCACCAUCGGGCCGGGCUACAAACUUAGGUUAUUCAAAACCCUGGCUAGUCAGCAAGUUGCAGGUGUGUUGCAAUGGCUUAAGAAAGACGUUUCUCGCUGGCUUUGCUGCUACCCAAUUUAACAAUAGCAACCACGCUGACAUUUUUGUCAAGUCUGGAGACGACGACGAACCUUCGUUUCCUGCUCAUAGAGUGAUUUUGGCAUCAAGCUCUGAGAAGUACGACAUCCGGUAUCUUCAAAGGCAUUGUGUGAAUCAAAUGGUCGCACAAUUAGCCACCUCAAAUGUACUUGAUGUCUUAGAAAUCGCUGAUUCUUCUGCCCUCUCCGACAAGACACUGAAGCAUGAUGCGUUGAACUACAUUGCAAACAACAAGGAUUCUGUUGUAUCAACUCAGAAUUUCGCUGAACUAACUGCUAGCUAG
This is a messenger RNA of Oldenlandia corymbosa var. corymbosa, 519 nucleotides long. The record is from the annotation of a GenBank genome assembly. Lineage: Eukaryota; Viridiplantae; Streptophyta; Magnoliopsida; Gentianales; Rubiaceae.